AUGUCACCUCCAUCAAUGUCAUGUACUUAUCCUCAUUUUUACACAUCUCCAAUAUCGUAUUGUACAUAUUGCUCGUCUCCACCUUUAUUUUCUCAGCAACAAAUGUCAACAUCACCAGCACAAACAUUUCAUUAUUCACAAGCAUCUUUUUCUUUCUCUUCCAGUAAUAAUCAAGCGCAAUCACAACCAAUAACGUCAAAAACUGCACGAUUACAAUAUUCAACUAAAGAUCGUUAUAUACUUAAUGAAUUAUUCAAACGAACACCUUAUCCAAAUGCUAUCCAACGUGAUUUAAUUGCUCGACAACUUGACAUAGCAUCUGAACAUAUACGUAUUUGGUUUCAAAAUCGACGUCGUUUACAAACAUUGCGUGAUUCUGGUGAACGAUUAGCAACAGUAAAUGAACUUACUGCUCUACAAUUAGGCAAGACAAUAGUUGAUUCAAGUGAAUUAAAAACAUUACUCAAUGAAAUUGCAAAAUUCAAAAAUGCUUCACCACGAAUUCGACUUAAUGAAUCGUCUUAA
Molecule: messenger RNA, 525 nt
Organism: Rotaria sordida
Lineage: Eukaryota; Metazoa; Rotifera; Eurotatoria; Philodinida; Philodinidae
Source: the annotation of a GenBank genome assembly